UUAUUGUACAAUUUUUUAAUACCUAACACGAGUCAGUUGUAAAUAAAUCAUCGUACUUGGAUAAUAUAGUAUGUAUAGCAAAAUUGAGUCAUAGCUGAUCAAGCUGAGCUGUCACAUUUUGUGACUUCGAAUAACCCUUGUUAUUCUCCCACGUAAGGGCAUGUGAGAUCAUAUCAAUUUUCUCUAAUUGUGACAAGAACGAUAAACGAAAAUGUUUUCGAGUGGACCAAAUUACACAAAACUAAAGACGCAUUUGCGUCUUGCAAUAAAUCGAUUGAAAUUGCUUGAGAAAAAGAAAACUGAACUUGCACAGAAAGCACGAAAAGAAAUAGCCGAUUACAUAGCCGCAGGAAAAACUGAAAGAGCAAAAAUACGAGUUGAACAUAUUAUUAGGGAAGAUUACAUGGUCGAAGCUAUGGAAUUGCUCGAGAUGUAUUGUGAUCUUUUAUUAGCACGUUUUGGACUUAUUCAACAAAUGAAAAACUUGGAUGAAGGAUUAGCAGAGGCUAUUUCUACAAUAAUUUGGGCUGCUCCCAGAAUUCAGACUGAUGUUCAAGAAAUUAAAGUAAUCGCUGAUAUUUUAACAUCUAAGUAUGGCAAGCCGUACACAGAUGCUUGCAGAGAAGAAGCAGUGCAAACUAUUUCUGAGAAGUUAAAGCACAAAAUGAGUGUACAGUCACCAUCUAAGCUUCUUGUAGAAAAGUAUCUUAUAGAGAUUGCAAAAAAUUAUAAUGUUGAAUAUGAACCAGAUCCACAGGUAAUGUCAGAAGGUCAGGAUGCUCUUCUGAUUGAUGUUGGAGGUAGUGGUGAAACUAGAAAUAAUUUAGAUACAGCUUCUGGUGGUGGUAUACCACAACCACUUGGAUUUAUUGGUUUUCCUCAACCUCCACUGUUACCAAAUCCAACAGCAAACUUAAUUAAUUCAGAGAAAGGACCUAUUGGAUUUAUACCUCCAUCGGUACCCUUAGAAAAUAAAGACCAAAAUGUUCCUUACAACCCAAAUAAUGUUUCUUAUAAUAUUCCUUUGGAUAACUCAAAUAGCAAUAAACCUGAAAAUGAUUUGCCACCACCAUAUGGAUCGUUUCCUCCUGAUUUAAAUAAACAGUCUGAUCAAAAACCAAAACCACAACCACGAUCAAAAAUGCCGAUGAAUGAUUUUCAGCUUCCAGAUCUACCAGCUGUACCAUCUGAGAAUGAUUUACCUUCAAAUAAUCCAUCAAGUAGCGAAGAUAUUGAUUUCGACGAUUUAAUGAAACGCUUUGAAGAUUUAAAGAAAAGAAAAUAGUUUAUAUUUAUAAAAUAUAUUAGAUAUAAUAUAUAUCUCGAAAAACAGAAAAU
Megachile rotundata (alfalfa leafcutting bee) is the source of this 1338-nucleotide messenger RNA. It is a transcript of the gene Ist1, whose product is annotated as increased sodium tolerance 1-like protein. NCBI's taxonomy places the organism in Eukaryota, Metazoa, Arthropoda, Insecta, Hymenoptera, Megachilidae. Gene Ontology annotation, biological process: protein transport. The record is from RefSeq and is a predicted model, not a curated record.